Aspergillus caelatus is the source of this 843-nucleotide messenger RNA. Its product is annotated as putative short chain dehydrogenase. The record is from RefSeq and is a predicted model, not a curated record. Lineage: Eukaryota; Fungi; Ascomycota; Eurotiomycetes; Eurotiales; Aspergillaceae. The transcript has a single exon. Gene Ontology annotation, molecular function: oxidoreductase activity. The coding region runs from base 79 to 843 and encodes 254 amino acids.
CAACGACUCUCCAAUUACUACGGACGAAGUCUACUGUUUUUGAUCUUUUGACAUUCUUUCUUUACGAAAACAAAACCAAUGGCAUCAUACUCGGGCAAAAAUGUGGUCAUCAUAGGUGGUAGCCAUGGGAUCGGUCUAUCAACAGCUCAGCUUCUAGUUGACGAGGGUGCAAAAGUCCUCGUCACCGGCCGUAGCCCUGAACCCAUUGAAGCAGCAAAGCAACAGCUGAAAAAUAAGGCCGAAAUUGUGCAAUGCGAUAUCACUUCCACCGCGGCCAUAUCUAAUCUUGUUCAGACGGCGCAGUCCUCUUUCGGUUCUGGACAAGGCAUCGAUCUUCUGUUUGUCAACGCUGGUUAUGCUUCUCUGGAGCCAUUCGCUACCGUGUCAGAAGAGUCCUUCCGACGAACAUUCGACACUAACGUGUUCGGUGCCUUCUUCGUCGCGCAAAAGCUAUCCCCUCUCCUUAAAGAUGGCGGUUCCAUCGUAUUCACCACCUCGGUCUCAAAUCAGGUCGGUAUCCCUGGCAUGGCGAUAUACUCCGCCUCCAAGGCUGCCGUCCGGUCGUUUGUACAGACAUUGGCAGCGGAGCUGGUUGGUCGGAAGAUCCGAGUCAAUGCGGUCUCCCCCGGUUUUGUGAAGACCCCAACGAUGGGUGUUGCAAGUGCCUCGAGUGAUGAUCUACGGGAGUUCGAAAACCAGGGUGUUCAGACUACACCCCUAGGUAGGAUUGGAGAGCCGAUCGAGGUCGCGCGUGCCGUUCUGUUCCUCGCUUUCGAGGCGACCUUCACAACGGGCUCGGAGGUGACACUUGAUGGUGGGCUGGCGUUAUUGAAGGCACAUUAG